Messenger RNA from Eublepharis macularius, 1787 nucleotides. RefSeq names its product pyruvate dehydrogenase E1 subunit alpha 1 (gene PDHA1). Gene Ontology annotation, cellular component: intracellular membrane-bounded organelle. NCBI's taxonomy places the organism in Eukaryota, Metazoa, Chordata, Lepidosauria, Squamata, Eublepharidae. Gene Ontology annotation, biological process: pyruvate decarboxylation to acetyl-CoA. The coding region runs from base 281 to 1483 and encodes 400 amino acids. The transcript is spliced from 12 exons. Gene Ontology annotation, molecular function: pyruvate dehydrogenase (acetyl-transferring) activity. The record is from RefSeq and is a predicted model, not a curated record.
GGGCGAUGAGGAGAGGCAGUCGUAGGAGGAAGAGCCCGUUGGCUGUACUGUGCGAGUGCUGGCGAGGUCCAUUAGGGGGCAGCGAGCGUCGCUGCCGCCUCCUCCUCAAAGCUCUCUCCGGGCAAGCGACGAGUCGGCCUGGCUGUGGUGGAGGCGGGCGGGGCCCAAAAGCCUGAAGGAGACUCGCUGGCAUUCGCCGCGGGAGAGACUCAACGCCCGACAAGGCCGGAGCCGAGGGAAGGGCCCCUCAGAGCCCGCGGGAGCGCCGCCCCCGCCUUCCAUGCGCAAGAUGCUGCUGGCCGCGCUCUCCCGUCUCCUGCAAGGCUCCGCUGCCCACAAGCCGGGAGCUGUUAGUGAGGCUGCUCGUGUGGUUGUCGCAGCUCGUAACUAUGCAGAUUUUGCAAAUGAGGCUUCGUUUGACAUUAAGAAAUAUGAUCUUCAUCGCUUGGAGGAAGGUCCACCCACUACAGCAAUUAUGACUCGAGAGCAAGGUCUGCAGUACUACAGGACUAUGCAGACUAUUCGGCGUAUGGAACUGAAAGCAGACCAGUUGUACAAACAGAAGAUUAUCCGUGGCUUCUGUCAUUUAUAUGAUGGUCAGGAGGCCUGCUGUGUUGGACUUGAGGCUGCCAUAAAUAAAACAGAUCAUUUGAUCACUGCUUACCGGGGUCAUGCCUUUACAUAUACACGUGGUGUUUCUGUUCGUGAAAUCCUUGCUGAGCUCACAGGUCGAAAAGGUGGAUGUGCCAAAGGCAAAGGAGGCUCUAUGCAUAUGUAUGCCAAAAACUUCUAUGGUGGUAAUGGUAUUGUUGGUGCCCAGGUUCCUUUGGGAGCUGGCAUUGCCUUAGCAUGCAAGUAUUUUGGCAAAGAUGAAAUCUGCCUGACAUUAUAUGGAGAUGGUGCUGCCAAUCAGGGUCAGAUAUUUGAAACAUUUAAUAUGGCAGCCUUGUGGAAGCUGCCAUGCGUUUUUAUCUGCGAGAACAACAGAUAUGGAAUGGGUACGUCGGUAGAAAGAGCUGCAGCCAGUACAGACUAUUAUAAAAGGGGAGACUUCAUUCCAGGAAUUAGAGUUGAUGGUAUGGAUGUUCUUGCUGUAAGGGAAGCAACAAAAUUUGCUGCUGACCAUUGCAGAUCCGGCAAAGGUCCUGUUGUGAUGGAGCUACAGACAUAUCGUUAUCAUGGACACAGUAUGAGUGAUCCUGGCAUCAGUUACCGUACAAGAGAAGAAAUUCAAGAAGUAAGAAGCAAAAGUGAUCCUAUUACUCUCCUCAAGGACAGAAUGGUGAACAACAACUUAGCUAAUGUGGAAGAGCUAAAGGAGAUUGAUGUGGAAGUAAGGAAGCACAUUGAAGAUGCAGCUCAGUUUGCUACAACGGAUCCAGAACCAUCUCUUGAAGAACUAGGCAAUUUCAUCUAUAGUAAUGAGCCACCUUUUGAGGUGCGUGGCGCAAAUCAGUGGAUUCGGUACAAAUCUGCUGGCUAAUUUGAGAGUUAUAAUUCUAGCAAUAAGUUAAAGGAUGGCUGUUGUACUUGGUUUAAUUCUUGCAUCUGUUCUGUGCGAUAGGAACCAGAUUAUUUGCUCAUUUACAUAUGAAAAGUGGCUUUAGCAGCAAAACAAACAGAGACUGAGCUGUUCAACAACAGAACUGAAUCAAGCAAUGUUUAUUAAUUUAUAUACAAGCUUGUCAUGGUCUGAAUUGCACUAUUUAUCAAAACUGUUUGGCAAAAGAGGAUGGAAUCUUUAUAUAGUGUAAAAUAAGUGGUAUAUUAAAGCUUCCGAACACAUA